AGUCGUGACUCGACUCCACAAGCCGAGGGACUCACUUGUGAGAGACGGCGUCACGAGGCGCGUCCGUGAGGCCGCGUUUUUCAUUUUCCGUCGCCCGCCGCGUUUUGCGACGGUGCUCUCGCACCUGUCAGACGGUUCCGCCGUGUCGUUAUCGCACGUGGAUAACAGACUCGGAACUUGGUGGCCACGAGGAGAAACCGAGGGAUUCGGACAGGAAAGGAAUUCCGAUCUCGGUGCUCAGCGAGAUCUCGACGUUCGUACCGAGGAGGAGAGCGGCGGCUAUCGUCUCUCGAGGGAAAGAAGAAAUAUCCCAACGGUGUACACUGCGGGAAACGCUAUUUUAGCAUAUACGCUAACGUAGCUGAACUUUAUUAGACGGAGGACGGUAUUGGCAACGUUAAUUACAACGGAAAUCACUUUUUCGUCCUGCAGUGAGCGAAAGUGUGUUUCGCGUCGUUCUAAAUUUUCGAAUAAUCGUCGAUGGCUUAGCAUCGUUGCAAAAAAUCCACAAAGGUAGAAAAAAGAAACGGAAAAAUGCUUCAUUAUGGGCACGUGGCUCUCGCAGCUUUAAUUAUUGUAAUUAUUACUUUAGCAGGACCUACGAGUUCACAACAUGUACGGGACAAAGUACCAUCCAGAGGAUCGUACGCAAAAAGACCGCAUCCCUGCGAACAGAGCUCAUGUUAUCCCGCAACCGGGAAUUUGCUAAUUGGCCGUAAGGACAAACUGACUGCUUCGUCGACAUGCGGUCUUCAUGGUCCUGAAAGAUUUUGCAUUGUUUCUCAUCUUAAGGACAGAAAGAAAUGCUUUUUCUGCGAUGCAUCGAUACCUAAACAACAGCAUAAUAUCGAGAACAUCGUCAGCGGGUCAUGGUGGCAGGCCGAAAAUGGAGUGGAAAAUGUCACAAUACGUUUCGAUCUUGAGGCAGAGUUUCACUUCACGCACAUCAUUAUUCGCUUCCAAACCUUCCGACCGGCUGCUAUGCUGAUCGAACGGUCGUACGAUUUUGGAAAAACCUGGCAGGUGUAUCGGUACUUUGCUCAUAACUGCGAACAUUACUUCCCCGACAUCCCGACCCAUCAACCACAAAGAUUAACGGAUGUCAUUUGCGAGACGAGAUACUCGGCUGUGGCACCGUCCACUGGCGGUGACGUAAUUUUCAGGGUGUUGCCGCGAAAUUUGGAAAUAGAUAAUCCUUAUUCGAAGGAAGUGCAGAAUCUACUGAAGAUCACCAAUCUCAGAAUCAUCAUGACUAGACUCCAUACUCUGGGUGAUGAUUUGCUCGAUGAUCGGGCUGAGAUUCGCGAGAAAUAUUAUUACGCCAUCCAAGAUAUGGUGAUUCGUGGUUCGUGUUCUUGUUAUGGACACGCCUCUAGAUGUUUACCGUUACCAGGAGUCUCUGAUGAAGAGAACAUGGUCCACGGCAGAUGUGAGUGUACACACAAUACUAAAGGCCUCAACUGUGAGAGUUGCGAAGACUUCUACAACGAUCUGCCGUGGAAGCCCGCGGUCGGCAAACAAACGAACGCUUGUAGGCCUUGCAAUUGCAACAAUCAUACCAAUUCUUGUCACUUCGACGAAACGGUCUACGAGAGAUCGGGCAGAGUGUCCGGCGGAGUCUGCGACGAUUGCCAGCACAAUACGCGAGGACAGAAUUGCGAACAGUGCAAGCCAUUCUAUUAUCACGACGUGACGAAGGAUAUCUCUGAUCCAGAAGCUUGUCAACCCUGCGAUUGUGACCUAGGCGGAUCCUUGGAUGAUGGCAUAUGCGACUCAAGGACUGAUCCUUUAAGUGGCGACGAGUCUGGACGCUGUCACUGUAAAGCGAAUGCUGACGGGCGUCGUUGUGACCGCUGUAAAAACGGCUUCUGGAACUACGAUCCCGACAAUCCAGAGGCAUGCCAAGCCUGCACCUGUAAUAUCUUGGGUACCAUCGAUAAUCAGGGUUGCAACGUGGUGACUGGUGAGUGCACGUGCAAACGGUAUGUCACAGCGCGCGACUGCAAUCAAUGUUUACCUGAAUAUUGGGGACUCUCCGAGGAUCGCGAUGGAUGCAAACCAUGCGAUUGCGAUUCUGGCGGAUCCUACGAGAAUUCCUGUGACGUCAUCACCGGUCAGUGCAGAUGCAGACCGCACGUCAGCGGGAGAACUUGCAAUCAGCCGGAGCAAAGUUAUUACACCGGCUCGCUAGAUUUUCUCAUUUACGAAGGAGAGUUGUCUAGGGCUACCGACAAUUGUCAAGUGGUAAUCAGAGAGCCUUAUCGCGAUGGUAGGAACAGCACGUGGACCGGUACGGGUUUCAUGAAGGCUCUCGAGGGUUCGGUACUGAACUUCACCAUCGACGACAUUCGCAGAUCGAUGUGGUACGAUGUGAUUGUACGCUACGAACCGGUGCAUCCGGGAGUCUGGGAGGACGUGCAGGUUAUUCUCGAGAGAGAUAGCUUACCUGAUCCUAAUGGGCCGUGUGCCGAUUGGAAACCUGAAUACGACCGCCUGUGGGUUCAGUUACCUCUGCGUUCGAGAAGUGCCGUGGCACAACCGUCUGUAUGUUUAGAAGCAGGAAAACGUUAUAAUCUUCUGCUGCAAUUCCACAAAUUCAACAGCCACGUGGACACGCCUUUGGCCUCCAUCCUAGUUGAUUCGAUUAUUCUGAAGCCAAGGAUAGACGUGAUACCCUUCUUCAAAGCGCCGGGUCUGGGUGAACUGCGUCGCCAAGAAUACGAACGUUACCACUGUAAUGAAAUAUAUAACGAUGUCAACAGCGUGUGGAAUAACGUACCCGACAUCUGCAGGAAGUAUCAAAAUAGUAUCGGCUAUUACGUCUUCGAUGGCGCUCAUUCUUGCGAAUGUAACCCAACGGGUUCUCGCAGUCUUUUGUGCAAGAACUACGGCGGGAUGUGCCCGUGCAAGCCAAACGUAGUUGGUAGACGUUGUGAUCGUUGCGCGCCGGGAACCUACGGAUUCGGUCCGGAGGGAUGCAUUUCCUGCGAUUGCGACGGCGUCGGUGCACUCGACAAUUUCUGUGAUGUCGAGACCGGACGCUGCAAGUGUCGCCCCAACACCUACGGCAGGACUUGCGGCCAAUGUGAGCCUGGCUUCUGGAACUUCCCUCAUUGCCAACGCUGUGAGUGUCACGGACACGCGGACAGCUGCGACUCAAAGACCGGGGCCUGCAUCAACUGUCGAGAUUUCACCACCGGGCACAAUUGCGACCGUUGCGUUGACGAUUUUUAUGGCGAUCCGCGAAUUGGCGUAGAUAUACCUUGCAGAGCGUGUCCUUGUCCAGGCACACGUGAAUCCGGUCAUUCCUACGCCAACAGCUGUUCAUUAGACUCAAUAACGCAGGAUGUAGUGUGCGAGUGUUUCGAGGGAUACUCCGGACCCCGCUGCGAGCAUUGCGCCGAGAAUUAUUUCGGCAACCCGGAGAUACCAGGCGGUAACUGUCAAUUCUGCAAUUGCAACAAUAACACAGAUUUACGUCGUGUCGGUAACUGCGAUCCGCACACCGGUCAUUGUCUCCAAUGUCUCUUCAACACUGAUGGUUACACUUGCGAGGUGUGCAAAGCAGGAUUCUACGGAAACGCUCUACGGCAGGAUUGUCAAGACUGUCGAUGUAACGUCCUGGGCACUGACAAGACCGCGGGAUCGUGCGACCAUCGUACCGGACAAUGUCCGUGUCUGUCUCACGUUAUAGGACAGCUUUGCGACUCCUGCGAGGAAAAUCAUUGGAGAAUAGCCAGCGGACAAGGUUGCGAUCCUUGCGAGUGCGACGUAGUUGGAAGUAUUUCAGACAGAUGCAAUCCCUACGACGGCACUUGCGAGUGCAAACCAGGAUUCGGCGGCAGGCGGUGCAACGAGUGUCAAACAAACUUCUGGGGCAACCCGAACGUUGAGUGUUAUCCAUGCGAAUGUGACGUGAUCGGUUCCGCCAGCCAGCAAUGCGAUAGAGAGACCGGAGUAUGCGUUUGCCAUAAGGGUAUCGGCGGUGAGAAGUGCGAUCAAUGCGACCGUGGCUAUCACGGCGAGGCUCCACAGUGCAGCCCAUGCGGCGAAUGCUUCGACAAUUGGGAUCUGAUAUUGGACGGUCUUAGGAAUAAGACAAACGCGGUCAUUCAAGAGGCCUCGAGGAUACAGAAAGUCGGUACGACCGGUGUUUACAGCCAGGAAUUCGACGACAUGGAGGAGUCCCUAAAUGAAGUACAGGACUUAAUUAGCAACACUACCAUUCGGAGCCAAGAUCUGGACGCGUUCGAUGACUUGGCCGAGGAGUUGGUCAAGAAUAUCUCCGAAUCGAUCAAGCAGUUGGACGAAGCAAAUAAUCAUUUGGAGAAUCUCAGUCAACGAGUUAAUCUUGGUGACGUUGCGUUGAAGAGAUUGAAGAACAGGACUAACAAUCUGCAUGAGGCCGCCGCCGAUUUGCGGGAGAAUGCCACCAGGUUACAGGAAGAGAAUGUUUUAGGUGCUCUCAACGUAACUCAGCAGAUGGCAGAACAAUCCAGACAAGCCGAGAAAAUGGCAAACGACUCUACGAAUGUCCUGGGCGAUGCAGAACGAUUCCGCAAGCAUACUGAGAACCUCCUAGCGAAGAAUCGUGCAUCCGUGGACGAGGCUCAAGAAAGGAACAAGGAGUCAUUGACGAAGUUGAAUGAGAAACUGAAGACGUUCCGUAUGGCAGUACCUGAGCUAAAUCUACGCAUGUGUGGUGACAAUGUAACGGAGUGUAGCAGCGUCUGCGGCGGUGCGGGCUGUGGCACUUGUGGAGGAUUAUCUUGUGACGUAGGCGCAGUCAGCAAAGCCAAUCAAGCUUUAGACGUUGCCAAACAACAAGCUGCCAAAAUCAAGAGUCAUAAGGACGAUGCUGAACAACUAUUACGUAAUAUGAGCCAAAUCAAGCAAGAUGCAACAGCGGCAAGAUCGAACGCUCAAGACGCUUUUAACAUCGCAUCGGAGGCGCAGAGCUUCUUUGAAAAGCUCGCCAAGAAUAUGGCAAACAUGAUCAAGCAAAUGUUGAGUACUCAAGAUGAGGACCAACCUACACCAGCUAUGGUAAGAGCUCUUGCGUACGCAAUACUCGCGAGGAAUAUCCAGCUGGAGCCGGAUCAAAUCGCACAGUUGGCCGAUCGCAUCGAGGAUAUGGUGGGCUCUCUUACUGACUCCGAGAAGAUUCUCGCCGAUACCAAGGACGAUCUACAAUUGGCGCAUGACCUCGAGGAACGCGCUAAUCAAAUUAAAUUGACAGCCAUCGAGAAGCAAGUCUUGGCGAACAAAAUGAUUUUGCUGUUGAACGACGCACAAAAGGCGCAACAUCUGGCACAGGACGCGAUCGAUAAGGCGGAAGCUGACGUGUCCAAAUCGCAGAAAGAUCUCGCGGACAUUGCCGACGUAACAAAGGCCGCUCAGAUCCAAGCUAACAGCACCACACAAACGGUGGAAGCAUUAGAUGCCCGUUUGAAGCAGCUUCAGACGCAAUCUGCAAAGAACAGUUUCAUUCUAACGGAGAUCGGCACAGAAGCAAAGAAAGUCGCCGAUGAGGCACAAGCAAUCGAUGGCAAGACGAAAAAACUGUCGGAGGAGUACAAGAGGGCGGAUGAGUCAUUGAAUCAGCGAGUCAAUAAAACCAAAGGCGAUAUUCAGCGGGCGAAGAGACUCUUAACGCGUGCUUCCGAGCUAACAGCAGACACGUCGACCAAGUCCAAGGAUCUGGACGGCAUGGAGAGCGUUUAUAAGGAAAAUGAACGACUGCUGAAGGAACUGAUGAGCGACGUAGACAUGCUGAUGGGGGAGAUGGAAAGAAACAUGGCUGAGAUCGAGAAGAAAUCGCAGUUGUACAGACAGUGUUCUGCUUAAAAUUCAUCGCAAUCAGUUAGGAAGUCACUUAUCUUCUGAUCGAAUUUCAUCUGCAAAGUACGAUACGUACCCAUAACCAGUGGAUCUUCUCUUCCCUAUUACGUUUGAUACAAAUCUGUCCACACUUUUGCUUCAUAGACUCCAAGAUCUCUUUCCAGUAUAUAUGUCUCAUUACUGCAUUUUAUUGCGAGAUAUAGGUCUUGGUAAGAUCGGUGCUUUAUACUUGUGCAAUAGCCGUGAAUUUUACCUUGAUUUGUAGGAAAUGGAUACACGUAUUUACAUAUUGCAUACACAUAUAUACAUUUGGCAUUCGCAACUUAUUCUGAUUAAUAUUGCGAAAAGCGAUGAGAUUAUUAUUAGUGCCAUAAAUGGAGAGGCCAUUAGUAGUUGUAAAGAGGAUGAUUUCUACGUCGAUUAAAACAUCGCUUCGAGCGCAAUUAAGAUGCAUAUCUUUAUAAAACUGAAAUAAUAUAUUUGCAGAAAUUUGCAUUUAGUAUUAUUAUGCACUAAG
Molecule: messenger RNA, 6358 nt
Organism: Mycetomoellerius zeteki
Lineage: Eukaryota; Metazoa; Arthropoda; Insecta; Hymenoptera; Formicidae
Gene: LanB1
Product: laminin subunit beta-1
Exons: 14
Coding region: 535-5847 (1770 amino acids)
Biological process (GO): axon guidance; basement membrane assembly; animal organ morphogenesis
Cellular component (GO): laminin trimer
Source: RefSeq, a predicted model, not a curated record